AUUCUUGUCUGUGGAAGGUUUUUACUUUGUCAUUCUACAUUUUAUGUCAUUGAAUUGUAAACGUAAAGUUUUAUGUAAAGAUAUUUUGUGUGCAACGUAUCGUUCAAUGCGAUUAUUGGGAAACUGUUUAUAAAUGAUUUCUCCCUUUGUUAAUGACAAUGUCUGAUUCAGAGGCUAGUAAUUUUUCGGGUAGUGGUUCCGAAGCAGGUAGUGUUGCUUCGAAUCGUUCAAGAAGAAGUGCUGUAUCAAAUCGAUCAGCAAAAUCUCGAUCGAUUUCACGUUCAAGAUCCCGGUCUCAAUCUGGUAGUAGAAGUCCUAGUCGCAGCCGAAGCCCUUCUAGAGCCCGUUCGCGAUCAAGAUCACGCUCUCGAAGCCAUUCUGUAGAGUCUGUUGGUGGUCGUAAUAGAGAUGAUGAAGCUAAAGAAGCAUCUGGUGACGAGGAGGUAGAGGAUGAGCAAGAGCCUGAGGGAGAGGAUUUAGUUGACUCAGAAGAGUAUGAUGAAGAUGAGGAAGAAGAAAGAAGAAGAAAAAAGCGUAAGAAGGACAGCAGAUAUGGAGGCUUUAUUAUCGAUGAAGCUGAGGUUGACGAUGAAGUCGAUGAAGAUGAUGAAUGGGAGGAAGGUGCCCAGGAAAUGGGUAUUGUUGGCAAUGAAGUUGAUGAAAUUGGACCUACUGCUAGGGAAAUUGAGGGGCGGCGGAGAGGAACUAAUCUCUGGGACUCACAAAAAGAGGAAGAAAUAGAAGAAUAUCUUAGGAAUAAAUAUGCAGAUGAAUCAGCAGCACUUAGGCACUUUGGUGAAGGUGGUGAAGAAAUGUCUGAUGAGAUCACACAACAAACUCUUCUUCCCGGCAUUAAGGACCCCAAUUUAUGGAUGGUGAAAUGUAGAAUUGGUGAAGAAAAAGCUACAGUCCUCUUACUAAUGAGAAAGUACAUUACAUAUCAAUUUUCAGAACAACCAUUCCAAAUUAAGUCAGUUGUGGCACCUGAAGGUGUGAAAGGAUACAUUUACAUAGAAGCAUACAAACAGACCCAUGUUAAAGCUAUAAUAGAAAAUGUAGGAAAUCUACGAAUGGGUGUGUGGAAACAGGAAAUGGUGCCUAUUAAGGAAAUGACAGAUGUCUUAAGAGUUGUUAAGGAGCAGUCAGGUUUAAAACCAAAACAGUGGGUUAGACUAAAGAGGGGUCUUUAUAAAGAUGAUAUAGCGCAAGUAGAUUAUGUAGAUUUAGCUCAAAAUCAAGUCCAUCUUAAAUUAUUGCCUAGGAUUGACUAUACAAGACUGAGAGGUGCCUUAAGGACUGUACAAAGUGAAAGUGAGGCAGCUAAAAGGAAAAAGAAACGUCGUCCAGCUGCAAAGCCUUUUGAUCCUGAGGCUAUUAGGGCCAUUGGUGGUGAAGUAACAAGUGAUGGUGACUUUUUGAUUUUUGAGGGUAACAGAUACUCAAGAAAAGGAUUCUUAUACAAAAACUUUACCAUGUCUGCUAUACUUGCUGAAGGUGUAAAGCCAACUUUGACAGAAUUAGAACGUUUUGAAGAGCAACCAGAGGGGAUUGAUAUUGAACUUGCUGCUCCAGCAAAAGAUGAUCCCACAAGCUUACAUUCAUUCUCUAUGGGUGAUAAUGUUGAAGUGUGUUCCGGUGAUCUUGCAAACUUACAGGCUAAAAUUAUUGCCAUAGAUGGUUCUAUGAUUACAGUAAUGCCAAAACAUGAUGCUUUAAAAGAUCCUUUAGUUUUUAAACCAAAUGAAUUGAGGAAGUACUUCAAGCAAGGAGACCAUGUUAAAGUAUUAGCUGGUCGAUAUGAAGGUGACACGGGUCUUAUCGUCAGAGUGGAGCCACAACGAAUUGUGCUCGUAUCAGAUCUAACAAUGCACGAAUUAGAAGUCCUACCCCGUGAUCUCCAACUGUGCUCAGAUAUGGCCACUGGAGUGGAUUCUCUUGGUCAAUUCCAAUGGGGUGAUAUGGUCCAAUUGGAUCCGCAAACGGUGGGCGUUAUCGUACGUUUAGAAAAAGAAAAUUUCCACGUCCUAGGCAUGCAAGGGAAAGUUAUAGAGUGCAAGCCUCAAGCCCUUCAAAAGCGUCGUGAACAACGCUCCACUAUGGCUCUGGACGCCGAGCAAAAUACAAUUCAGAAGAAGGAUAUCGUCAAAGUGAUUGACGGGCCACACGCAGGUCGUUCCGGCGAAAUAAAGCAUUUGUACAGAAAUUUUGCAUUCCUACAAUCGAGGAUGUAUCUGGAUAAUGGAGGUAUUUUUGUGUGCAAAAACCGCCAUUUACAGUUAGCUGGUGGGGCGAAGAGUAAUGCGACAACAAAUAGUCUGGGAUUGGGUUUCAUGUCCCCGCGUAUACAGUCGCCGAUGCACCCGUCCGGGCGAGGAGGAGCAAGUGUGAGGGAAAGAGGGGGCCGAUGGGGGAGAGGGGGCAUGGUGGCCAGAGACAGGGAGCUAAUUGGCGUGACGAUAAAGAUCACUGGCGGUCCAUACAAGGGCAAUGUGGGCAUAGUGAAGGAUGCCACAGCGAGUACCGCGAGAGUGGAGCUUCACUCGACCUGUCAGACAAUAUCCGUGGACCGCAGCCAUAUUGCAGCUGCAGCAGGCGCAGGAGGCACGGCACGUGGAGGAGCGUCCAGUUACAGCCGUACCCCAAUUCGGGCGUCUGGGGCUCAUACCCCCACAUACCGAGACACUGGCAUCAAGACCCCCAUGCAUGGAUCGGCGACACCCAUUUACGAGGCUGGAAGUCGUACCCCCCAUUAUGGCUCGAGUACCCCUGCCCACGACGGCAGUCGUACCCCAGCCCAUGGGGCAUGGGACCCCACGGCUGCGAACACUCCCGCGAGGCCAGACUUCGAUUAUGGAUUGGAUGACGAACCUCCAUCUACUUAUGAGGGUACUUCGUAUACUCAGGGUCCGUUUACACCACAAACCCCAGGAACAAUGUACGGCUCAGAUCAUACAUACAGCCCGUACCGUCCCAGUCCCAGUCCCAGUGGCUAUACAGGGGGAUAUAUGGGUACACCCAGUCCUGGGGGAUAUUCCCCCCGCUCCCCAUACGCGGGGGGCUCUCCAACGCCCGAUUGGCAUGCUCCAGAUCUUGAAGUCAGAAUUCGGGAUAGUGAUAGUGGCUUGGGAGGGCAAACGGGGGCUUUGAGGGGCGUUAGUGGGGGUGUGUGUACGGUAUACCUCCAGGGUGAAGAUAGGUCGGUCAGUUUGCAAGCUGACUUGUUGGAGCCGGUCGUUCCGCAGCGCGGGGACAAAGUUAAGGUUAUAUCUGGCGAUGACCGUGAGGCUGUAGGUCAAUUAAUCUCGAUCGAGGACAAGGAAGGCGUGGUCAAAUUUGUUGGCACAGACGACAUCAAGAUUAUGCAGUUGCGACGUCUUUGCAAAAUGGCCACAGCUUAGAUAUUGUUAUACUCUGCCUCAUUUAAAAAUAGAUUGGCUUUGCAUUUAAUUCAUUGACGUUUAAGUGUAAAUCCCGCCAAAUAGUUUGACAUUUGUUGUUCAGUUUUGUAGUCUGUGCGGAAAGUGCACAAUCGUGGGACUUGAGGGCGUUUUAGUUAUGUUGACAUUGGUUACGUCACUAGUGUACACUUAAUGAUAUAAUGAAAAAAUUAAAACUAUUAUUUAAGUGAGUAAAUGAAAUGACGAAUCAAAAUCUCUUAAUCGUAUGUUAUGUUCUCUUACCGCAGAGACGAUCGUGUUUUGAAAAUACUAAAUAAAUUAUCAGUUUAGUCUAUGUACAAUAUUGUUGGAGAUAUUGAGUAUGAAGGUAGGCUGUAAAAUUUUGAAAAACAACAUGAGUGAAUGUUUGUCCAAACAUUUCUUGGAACUAAACGUCAUAGCCGGAAUAUAAUUUGUGAUUUAAAUCCGGUAUCUGAGAACAGUUCGCGUUUUAAUAUCUCCGAAAUAUAGAUACUUUAAUUUUACUUUGACAUGUAUUUGAAGUCGAUUUAUUUUUUCUUUCAUAUUAAAUUACAUUCACCAAACCGCCUUUGUCUUAUUUGUUAGAGAUAUUUAUUUGGAAAAUAUAUGGGUCGGUCAUUCUAACGAACUAUUUCCAAUAGAUUUUAUUUUAUUUCUCACGGUAUUUCAAUUCCUAUAAUGUAAGAAUAAAACCUGGUAACGUUAUGUUGUAUGGGCUACUGUCUGGGAUUGAAGUACUUACUUAUGAAGAAGUACUUAGCUAACUAUAAAAUACUAUUUAUUCUUGAACGUUCGCUAUGCAGAAUUUUACCAAAUUAUGUACCACAUUGUUUUUAUUUGAAGUCAAAUUUCUUCAAAUGCAAAGCUUACAAUUUCUAUAUUUUAAUGUACACCGUAUGGAAUACAUUAUUUUUGACAUAUAACACGUUUGUUGAAUUCGU
Pieris brassicae (large cabbage white) is the source of this 4360-nucleotide messenger RNA. It is a transcript of the gene Spt5, whose product is annotated as transcription elongation factor SPT5. Bases 153 to 3398 code for a protein of 1081 amino acids. The transcript has 7 exons. The record is from RefSeq and is a predicted model, not a curated record. Gene Ontology annotation, molecular function: mRNA binding; protein binding. Gene Ontology annotation, cellular component: DSIF complex. Gene Ontology annotation, biological process: regulation of transcription by RNA polymerase II; regulation of DNA-templated transcription elongation; transcription elongation-coupled chromatin remodeling. Lineage: Eukaryota; Metazoa; Arthropoda; Insecta; Lepidoptera; Pieridae.